This is a messenger RNA of Boeremia exigua, 4642 nucleotides long. RefSeq names its product RNA dependent RNA polymerase-domain-containing protein. The record is from RefSeq and is a predicted model, not a curated record. Gene Ontology annotation, biological process: siRNA processing. NCBI's taxonomy places the organism in Eukaryota, Fungi, Ascomycota, Dothideomycetes, Pleosporales, Didymellaceae. The coding region runs from base 140 to 4570 and encodes 1476 amino acids. The transcript has 3 exons. Gene Ontology annotation, cellular component: nuclear RNA-directed RNA polymerase complex. Gene Ontology annotation, molecular function: RNA-directed RNA polymerase activity.
CCUGCUCUCGCGCGUAGAGCACGUACCUGCAGCCUCAGGCACAGCCUGCUCGUGCACCCCCGCACCCGUCGCCUUCUCCCACCCAUUCUUAUUUUUUUUUGUUUGUUGGUUCGUUUUGUGACUGUAUGGCUUUGCGGUCAUGCCGCAGCCGCCCCGCCUAGUUCCACCGAACAAUGCUGGCGGUCGUGCGGGUCUUCGAGGAGCCGCUCCCGCCUCGGUACCGGUACCGCCAUCGACACCGCGGAAGAACGCAGAGGGGUUCGACGAGCUGCUGCGCUCGCUCAAGAAUGACUACCAACUGGAGGAGCUCAAAAUCGGAGCUGGAUUGAAGUCGCCUGCGCGUAGUAAAACCGUAGCAGAUGGAGUCAUCCAGAGAUUACGGUAUUUUUACUAUCAAGACGAGUCCACCCUCGAUGAAGUACUGUCUACUUUUGCGAUAUCAGCUAAGCUUCUUGAUAUUGAAAAAAGGUUGGGUGUAUUGGCGGAAAUAUUGCGAAGGAAGGACCCGCGUGGGGUGCCAGUGUCAAGGUCAGGGACGCCAGUAAGUGCAAGAAACGUGCCGCAAACCAGGCUCAAGACGCCUCAGCCAUCUGUUGAAGACACACCCCGAUCGAGAGGUCUGUUCGAUAAUUACAGAAAAGACGCAGCGUAUUCUCGGCGUGCGGAUGAUAUGGACCCUGGGUCACCCACGGACGAAGACGAGGAUGACUUUGUGACCCCUCCUCUACCAAGAGAGUCGUCUCGGUCACUGUCACCAUCAGUCACCUCGAUGUCAGCCAAACGAAGAGUCGAGGCAAGUGCUCACCUCUCCUUGAAGAGCACCACCAGGAAACGACCGUCUGAUUGUUCCACCGAAACUGCAAGGUCACAAAAGUUGACGAAAACCUCGGAAGGUGCACAGCCUUUCCACAAGUCACAGGUACCAGCUGCUAUCAAGCCUGCCCCGUCGCUGUUCAAAAGACCAUCUCUAGACAUGGCGCGCUCUUUCUAUGCUCCCGUACCCUCUCAGUCGACAGUAAACACCUCAUUCAAUACAGUGUCGUCCUCUCAGCAGACCCAGCCAGACACUGCGAACACAUCCUUCACAUCCGAUGCCGGCGGUACUGAGAUUCAUCAUCCUUUCAUGAAAAGAACCAGUUCAACCACAAUUGGAUCACUCGAUGAUCAGGAUUUCUUGACUGUCAACGCAAAGCUUCACAGAGAAGCUGCAAAGCUGGAGAGUCGGGUAGAGCCUUCGAGCGUCUCGUCGCAAGGGCGUGAUAGCUCGUCAAACUGGGGGUCCUCGCUUCCAGAGGAGGACUUACUGGAUGCAUCUGCCAGAGUGGAGUCGCUACACACCGUAUCCUCAGUACGCCCAAGACGCCUCUCGCAACAGCAACCAGCCCCACAGAUAGGAGGCUCACAACCAGUUUUGUCCCCGGUAAAGAAUGGGGCUUUCAAUAAUUCCAAAGCAGCAGCGAUGUCUUUACACCAGUCAUUUCCUCCACCACAAGGCGCAAGUGCGAUGUCGCCCAAUAAGUCAGCUCUAUCUCCCAUAAAACUGACAAACGGCGUGACAACAACUCGGCACCAAUCGCGAUCUAUACGAGAACAGACACCUGUAGAAUCACCGUCCAAGAUCGGGCAUCGCAUCCGCGACAUUGUAGAACAAGGACUGUUCGUCAGUGAGCCUUCGGUUGACUUGCGAGCGAUGCCGUACUUCGCACUCUUUAUCUGCCAACGCAUUGCCUUGGAACACAAAAUCUCGGUAGCAGAGCUCGUACGCAACAUGGAUGUUGCACAAGCAUGUGCUGACCCUGAGGUGUUCUGGCAGUCACUUCGUACACACGACAAGGUCACGCAUAUCAAGUUCAAGGACCCAGAUCGGCUGUGGUCGGCUGCUAAGCGCAGUUUUGAUGGCUUCACGUUCAAGGGCCAGAUUAACUUGCGCAGCAAACGAUCAGGUCCUAUCUUUGAGCUCGAUCUACACCCGAUCUUGCCAGACAAAUCUUGUCGCUUUCAACGAAAAUUUGGGGCUGACCGUUUCUUGUAUUUGAACGUCCCUGAACUUGAUGUCAAGGGGUGGGGUGGUGGCACUCAGGAGGAUUUGAAGAGCAUCCGCGAGCGCUGGAGUAGAUGGCUUGAUUCCGAACACACCUUCUUGUACCGCAAGUGGAGGGUCUUUCACAUUGAACCUUUGAAGAAACCAAAGAAGAAGGGCCGCAGUGCAGUUGUGACGCACAAAUUCCGUGUUGUUCUCUUUGCGACGGAAGGAUGCGGCAUCGCGAGGAGGUGCCCGAUUGGAGAAAUGCUGAACUGGUUCCUCCCAUUCGACCAGAACUCGGAGCAGUCUUUCUGCAAAGCAUAUGCCCGCUUCGACCUGGGCCUUUCGCGAACAACGCCUACGUUGGUUUUCAAGCCUUCGCAGGUUCACUUCGUUAACGACAUCUUAGCGAGCAACGACCGCGAGGCUACUGAGUUUGAUGAUCCCACUUUGAAGUGGAAGAAAAUCCCCAGUCGCCAAGUCAUGAACGAUGGGUGUUCCGUCAUGUCAGUGGGCGCCGCGCUUGAGAUCUGGAAGCUGUACAAGAAAGUCAGUGGCGUCACUGGGCCCCUUCCAAGUGCUUUUCAAGGUCGAAUUGGAGGCGCAAAGGGGCUUUGGAUGAUCAGCGACGAGUCUUUCACGAAGGACCCCGAACAUCUGGCGAUCUGGAUCAGGAUCAGCGCAAGCCAGCGCAAAUUCAAGCCGCAUCUAGAAGAUCUGUCUGACACCACGUUCGAUCGUCUCCGUCUCACGUUCGAGGUGUCCAACUACAGCACUGGACCUGCACAUGCAGAUCUCCACAUCUCCUUCAUUCCGAUCCUGGCAGACAGAGAUGUACCUCGGGACGUCAUUGCCGACUACAUGAAAGAACGGCUUGAUGCUGCCAAGAGCGAGCUACUCGAGAGAGUGAGAGAACCGGUGAAAUUCUACGAGUAUGUCCACAAGAACGGCUCGAGAACGAGAGAGGGUUCCGAGAUGGCGUGGCAAGCGGCUCUACCUCUGGCCUUGGAGGACAAGAUCAAGCUAUUUCUUGAAUCGGGAUUUUCGCCUCUCCGCUUGCAGGUCUUGGCCAAAAAUUGCCUACGUUUCAUCAAGAAGCUGCAUCUCCUCCAAGAAUCGAAGUUAAAGACCCCAGUCGGGAAAGCAACACAUCUUUUUGGCGUGGCAGAUCCUUUGGGGGUGUUGAAGCCUGGCGAGAUACACGUGCAAUUCUCGUCCUCCUUUGUCGACGAGUUGACUGAUGAGAAGUAUCUGAAUCUCAACGGACAUAACCUUCUGGUCGCGCGCCAACCUGCUGUUCGGAACUCUGAUAUACAGAAAGUGCGUGCGGUGAUCUGUCCAGAACUCUCUCACCUUGUCGAUGUGGUGGUCUUCCCCUCGAAGGGUCAGUUCCCACUGGCAGGAAAGCUGCAGGGUGGCGACUACGAUGGUGACAUCUUCUGGCUUUGUUGGGAAGACAGGCUUGUGGCACCUUUCCAGAACGCACCCGCGCCAGUCGAGAGUCCAGAUCCCGAGCAGUAUGGCAUCAACGUUAACAGAGAUCAGCUAGUCGAUCUUGGGGUUAACGUUCACGAUGAACCGAGCGUUGACAAUUUCUUGCAAAAGUCCUUUGUCUUUCGAUCUGCACCAUCUUUGCUCGGCAUAGUAACAAAAUACCUAGAGAAGCAGUCGUAUUUGGAAAACAAGAUGUCAUCCUUCAGGCUAGACCGCUUAGCCGACAUGCACGAUCUACUUGUCGACGCCGCGAAACAAGGCUACACGUUCACAUUGGAAGACUGGUAUUUCUAUCUUCGGAGCGAAUUGAGGUGCAAAGUGCAACUAAAACAGCCGAUCUAUCAAGACGCCAUGGACGCAUGCGCAGCUGUUAAGGAUUCCGGUGCUGACGUCGACAAGACGAGGGAAAAGAAGUACGAACACAAGGCGGAAAACAUUAUCGAUUAUCUCUACUUCGAGGUUGUGCGGGCGCACAACGUUGCUACCAUGAAGGAGCUACAGACCGUUCUCUCGUCAGCAACAGAGGCGGACAAAGAUCUGCUCUACCCGCGAGAACAACUGGACGCCCUCGAGGAUAAAAGCAUCAAAGAUGAACUCCUCAGGAUACAGUACGAGAUCUCUCAACUCUAUCGCGAAUGGAAUGCAAACACCCAUACGGAUGACAAAGGCAAGGGCAUCGAGGUCUUCGCCAAGGUCGUCGAGGACCUCUACGCCCGUUUCCAAGCUAUCAAGCCCGUCAAAACUGACCACCCCAUGAUCAAGCUGUGGCUGCACCCGUGGCUGAGACCAGACGUCUGUCUGUGGGACAGGCUUCGGGCGUCCACCUUGUACACGAAGUUCCAUGACCGUAAAACUGCGCAGACGUUCGUUUUCCAGAUGGCCGGCGACGAACUCGCCAAGAUCAAGGCAGAGUCGUUCCCUCGCACGCGAUACAUUGUUGCAAACAUCAGAGCGAACAUGAAGCCGAAGCCGAUCAGGGCGUUCGAACUAGACGACGAUGACGACACGGAUGACGACGAUGAAGCGAGCGUGCUGGGGCAGAGGACCGCAUAAGCAGUUGACCUCGCCUUUUGUAACGUAUCGCCGUCGAUAUUUAGACCUGGAUGAGCAACUACAAGCAAACCA